Messenger RNA from Akanthomyces muscarius, 1083 nucleotides. RefSeq lists its product as uncharacterized. Bases 1 to 1083 code for a protein of 360 amino acids. The transcript has a single exon. The record is from RefSeq and is a predicted model, not a curated record. NCBI's taxonomy places the organism in Eukaryota, Fungi, Ascomycota, Sordariomycetes, Hypocreales, Cordycipitaceae.
AUGGCGCAGCCCAGCCCCGACGACUUGGAAGUUGCGUUUCAGCGAAUCACAACCAGCUGUCCCCUCGCGUCCAGCGACAGCUCCCAGCAGAGCGACACCAUCUACAACAUCAUCACGUCACUGCCCGAGGCCGAGACCUACCACCGGCUUCUGGAAGAGCACCCCAGUCUCGUUGCUCUGCUGGGAGACAGCUCCAAUGGCGAAUUUACUCUUUUUCUGCCGGUCAACACGGCAUGGGAAAAGGCCACCGGCCUCCUCGUUGACGCCGCCGAUGCUGGCGUGCUCUCCAUGCACAUCAGCGAGCACUUCAUCGACGAGGCCUACCUGCGCAGCAUGACCAACAUCCCUACUGCGCACGAGCCCGACACGAGCAACGGGCCGCAAGUGUUUCCGAUUCGCCUCGCCGAGGACGGGUGGACCGUAGACAGGGCGGGCCGGUUCACGCAGCCCAGCAUCCGCGCGAGCAACGGCAUCAUCUACUGCAUCGACCGAGUCAUUCUGCCCCCGCCGCCUCUGCGGGACGUCUUGCGUGCCAGGGGAAGCUACUCCACGCUGCUUCACGCGAUGCAGGCUUCUGGAUUCGACGAGGAGCUCGCGACGCAGCGAGGCAAAGGCGGGACGCUUUUCGCGCCGUCUGACCAGGCGUUUGCGGCGCUCGGACCGGACGCGCUUCAGUUCCUCACCGAGCAUGACGAGGGCAGACCGUAUCUGAAGGCCCUGCUGAAGCUGCACUUUUGCCCGGAGAACACGUUUUACACCAAUCUUAUCUGGCCCAAGAACAACAGCGGUACUCGCCGAACCUCGGCUGAUAAAGACCAAGUCUACAAGGGAAAAUUGGGAAUGGAAUUGUCAUCAGCGCUGAAGAGAGGAGAGGAGGCUUCUGAGCUGACCAUUUCUAUUAUGAGAUACAUGUCUUGCAUAACCAUGGCAGUCAACUCUGUGCCUGUCGUGGAGCAAGAUAUAGGUGGCAACGACGGCGUCGCGCAGGGAAUAGAGGACGUGCUCCUGCCGGGUGGUACUGUUGGCAAGGGAUCUCAAGAUGUAGUUGGCAAGAUCAAAAGCGUGUUGCAGCCUUUUUUAUAG